Molecule: messenger RNA, 2765 nt
Organism: Closterium sp. NIES-67
Lineage: Eukaryota; Viridiplantae; Streptophyta; Zygnematophyceae; Desmidiales; Closteriaceae
Source: the annotation of a GenBank genome assembly
ACUGUCGCUACCCGCCUGCUGUUGGCCAUCCACUUUCGGUAGUGAUCAGGCCACUCUACAGCGCCGCUUUUGUCGCCAUCCGUCCCACAGGGGCCACGCCACAGCACUAUGCGCUGCCAUCGAUGGCGCUUCGCUGCUCAACUGGGCGGUUUACACAUACACAGUACCUUGGCUGCACGGGAGUCACAGGCGUGACAGUAACGGAACCCUAGUGAGCUGUACGUACAUGUACUGUACCGAAACCGUACGAUCCCUGGCGGUAACUCCGAGCUAUCCAGGGACAGCUGGCGCGCAAAGGCUUCCUGCCACGCUGUCAGCUUCUCGACGGAGCAGGCAGUGCAUGCACGAGCCAGCCGAGGGGAGGGCCUGAUGCGGGCUGGGCUGCCCGGACCAAUGCAAUGCGCCCUCUGCAGUGCACCGGACCAUGCGAUCGCAAGCGGCCGCGAUCCAGGGCGGGUCCAGCGAAGGGUCGCGCCGACAGCAUCAGGCGUGUGGCAGCAACGGAUAUUGGGCGGCCGACGGGGCUCCGCGGGUUCCCCAGCUGGCGCAGUCGCAUCCCAUCCCGAGCGAUGGAGGGAGGGCUGUGGGGGACAGGGCUGCACCCAGCUGAGCUGCCCAGACACCUCGUAGCCUCGCGCGAGCUCACCCCGUCACUGGACCCGUGCUGCUAGUUGGGGAUUUAGGCUAGCAGCCCAGCUCCCGAGGCAAUGCAGGAGAGAUAAGUAGCACAGGUGCCGGGUGUGAUCAGCAGUGCAGGGCGACCGCCGCGAGCACGCACCCUUCCCUGUGGCCGUUUUUCUCCCAUCUGAACCUUUUUUUUUCUCCAGCACCCAGCGGCUGGCGAUGGCAGUGGCGUCCGCCUUUCCCCGCGAGAUCAGCCUCACGGGAGACUCUCCCCCGUCCAUCCCCGCGCGCCUGCUGCGCCCCUUGCGCCGCCUCUGCUCCCUCCAGGGCGAGCUGUGGCAGGUGGCCGCUGACGCUGACUCCGCACAUGAUGCUGACGUGCAGGAGACCGCGUCUGCCACGUGUAGGCAGUGGAGGCUGAGGAGCGGCAUGAUGGGUCUUCAGCAGCGGCUGCUGCGGUCGCCCCCUCGACCUCGUGCGGGUGCUGCUGCUGCUGCCGGUGCUUCUGGCUCUGCUGCUGCUGCUGCUGCUACUGGUGCUGCCAACAAGGCUGUGAACCCGGCCAGUGGGCGAGGAAACGCAGAAGCCAAGCUGAGGAGGGUGCGACGCACUAAGGAAGAGGGAGCGCAAGCACACGGCCCCGAGGAGACACCACCGGCAAGGGAGGCCGUGGCGCCAGGUGGGUUGCUGACUGUGGGUGUGGGGAGGCGGAGUUUGAGGAGCCACAGCGACCGGCGGUGGCAGGGCGAGCGGAUCAAAUCCCUUGGGCUCAGCCCGAGGGGAGCAGGGCAGAGCACCGCAGGGCCGCAUGGGUGCAUGACGUUCCGCGUGUUGCCCGCUCGUGAUAGCAGUAGUGGUGCGGCAUCUGCUGAUGCAGGGGGCAGUGGCAGCAAGGGGUCUCCCAGGCUGUGGCAGGGUAGUGAGGCACCCUCUGCACGUCACGGUAGCACAGGGGGAGCGGCAGGCAGAGAGGUGCGAAGGUCGCCUUACUCCAGCAGCUUGCCCACCCGCGAGCGUGCCUCCUGCUGGCCGGAUGAACGCCUGGACUGCCGCUCGGAGGAGACGCCAAGAAGCAGCCGCGUGAACGAGGUGGCUGCGAGCAGCAGGGUAGAGGGAAGGCGCGUUUCCCGGGACCCCAUGGCGCCCGAUGCCCUUGCUGUGCCUCAACACUCGAGCAUCCGCCGUUACCCCUCUCAUGCCCCUCAUGCCUCUCAUGCCCCUCAUGCCUCUCAUGCCCCUCAUGCCUCUCAUGCCCCUCAUGCCUCUCAUGCCCCUCAUGCCUCUCAUGCCCCUCAUGCCCCUCAUGCCCCUCAUGCCCCUCAUGCCUCUCAUGCCCCUCAUGCCUCUCAUGCCCCUCAUGCCUCUCAUGCCCCUCAUGCCUCUCAUGCCCCUCAUGCCUCUCAUGCCCCUCAUGCCCCUCAUGCCCCUCAUGCCUCUCAUGCCCCUCAUGCCCCUCAAGCGUGUGCCCUUGGCGCGGCACGCCACAGGGGUGUGCCCGCAUCACCCACCCCCAAAGCUGCUUCCAUGCGAGAGAGGCGCCUAGGAUCCCCCACCCCUGUUCUGGCGCCCAUUGCACUCCGUGCACCUUCCAUGGGGCACCAUGUGCCCUGCCCUGAGGCGCGGCGAGGACGCACGCAUGCAAGGCACGGCAGCAUGAACUCUCUCCCGUCGCAAGGCACGCGCGGGCCAAAGGAACGGGCCGUAGACGCCCGUGCAGUGCGCUUCUACGGCUCUCCUGACCCCUGGGGCGGGUGUGACUACAGUGGAAGUGAUUGCAGUCUGAGUGCAGCUGAGGGAAGCAUGGGAGAGGGGGGUUGGGGGAGGAGCAGCAUGGGAGAGGGGGAGUGGGGGAGGAGUGUGACGUGGAGCAGCAGGGGGCAGGUGCUUGUGAGGCGAGGUGAGCCCGGGGGAGGUGCUCCUGUGAGCCCCGCGGUCACACUGUUCUCAUUUGACCGGCACCGCCAGCAGAUGAAUGCCCACGGGCACGUGCACGUACCGCGGGCUUUAGACUUCUGAGUUUUGACUCGAAUGGCAGCAAUAGUGGUGAAGGCUAGUAGUGAGGCACAAGUGUAGUAGCACUGACUUGCAGAAACGCUUGUGUGGUGAACAUUGGGACUCUAUGUACUGUAUUUUUGGAGGAA